UCCCAACCCAGUUGGAGAUGGCACAAGAAUAUUGCAUAAAGGCUUCCAAUGUACUAAAAAAUGUUGUAGGAACAAUGGUUGGCAAAGAUAAAAAAAAGCCAAAGGUUGUUAUAGAUGAGAUUGAAGAGGAAGAGGAAGAGGAAGUUCAAACACAUAGGGAUAUUCCACCUGUUACAGAGAAAUAUGUUUUGAGGGAUACUAUUACAAUCAAGAUUGAUAUAUUUGAUAGUUUGCUUAAGGAUCACUCCAAGAAGCAUAAAGAUCUGAAGGUGAAAUUGUGUUUGAUGUUGCAAUUUGUUGAAGAAUUCAUGGGGACUCUUCUAGAAGUUGUUAAAAAAACAAAAUGCAAGAAAUGAGGAUGAUGGGA
Molecule: messenger RNA, 367 nt
Organism: Tripterygium wilfordii
Lineage: Eukaryota; Viridiplantae; Streptophyta; Magnoliopsida; Celastrales; Celastraceae
Exons: 2
Coding region: 18-356 (112 amino acids)
Source: RefSeq, a predicted model, not a curated record